GUCUUCUGCAUGUAGAUUGCACAACGUGUGCCGGUGUACUUGCUGGGUAAAUUGUUCAAAUUUGUAACUUUAAGGACACACACUGUGACCAUGGCAGCAGCUAAUGUCAUUAAGAGACUUGUACCCCUCUUUGAUAGAGUUCUUAUACAAAGAGCAGAAGCUGUAACAAAAACAAAGGGUGGUAUUGUUUUACCAGAAAAAGCUCAAGCAAAAGUUUUGCAAGGGACAGUUGUAGCAAUUGGACCUGGACAAAGAAAUGAUAAAGGAGAUCACAUUCCUCUCAGUAUCAAAGUUGGUGAUGUUGUUUUACUACCAGAAUAUGGUGGAACUAAGGUAGAACUUGAAGAUAACAAAGAGCUUCAUUUAUUCCGCGAAUCAGAUAUAUUGGCCAAAUUGGAAGUUUAAACUAAUGUUCCGAAUUUUUUAAGUACUAUUAACUAUUUCAUGAGAAAUAUAGAAAGUGUGAGGUAUAGGUUAAUCUCAUGUAUAGUUUGCUGUUCAUCAUUAAGU
Molecule: messenger RNA, 510 nt
Organism: Habropoda laboriosa
Lineage: Eukaryota; Metazoa; Arthropoda; Insecta; Hymenoptera; Apidae
Product: 10 kDa heat shock protein, mitochondrial
Exons: 3
Coding region: 91-405 (104 amino acids)
Cellular component (GO): mitochondrial matrix
Molecular function (GO): metal ion binding; protein-folding chaperone binding; ATP binding
Source: RefSeq, a predicted model, not a curated record